Molecule: messenger RNA, 1860 nt
Organism: Aspergillus terreus NIH2624
Lineage: Eukaryota; Fungi; Ascomycota; Eurotiomycetes; Eurotiales; Aspergillaceae
Exons: 6
Coding region: 1-1860 (619 amino acids)
Biological process (GO): lipid homeostasis; fatty acid beta-oxidation using acyl-CoA oxidase
Cellular component (GO): peroxisome
Molecular function (GO): FAD binding; acyl-CoA oxidase activity; fatty acid binding
Source: RefSeq, a predicted model, not a curated record
AUGUCGCUCGCGAGCUACAUCUGGGGAGAGGCCGAGCUCAAUCGACGACAGGAAAUCCUCAAGGCCCUGUCUCAGUCCCCAAUCAAAACCGUUGGCCACAACCCGUACCGAUUGUCCCGCAAGGAGCUAUGGACAGUGAGAAUCCAGCAAAAUAUCGAGCUGCUAGAGCUCAAGAUGCGAUUAGGCUGGGACAGCGCAGCACUAUCUGGAUGCUUUGAAAAUUUCUUCCUCAAGAAUCUCCACGCCCAAAUGAGCGAGGAACAACGGGCGUACUGGAUCCCCAAAGCUGAAAACUUUGAGAUCACCGGUUGCUAUGCGCAGACCGAACUCGGACAUGGGAGUAAUCUGAAAGGCAUUGAGACAACGGCGACCUUUGAUCCGAUCACCGAUGAAAUUGUUCUCAACUCACCCACCUUGUCGAGCCACAAAUACUGGAUCGGUGGUUUGGGUGUCAUGGCGACGCAUGCUCUGGUCAUCGCACGGCUAAUCGUGGCCGGAAAGGAACUGGGCAAUCAUGUUUUCCUAGUUCAGAUCCGAGACCUAGGAACCCAUGACUUGCUACCUAAUGUGCAGGUAUAUGAACAAGGAGAAAAGUCUCUGGGGACCUUCGCCACAAUGGACAAUGGGGUCAUGAAGUUCUCACACAAGCGAAUUCCGCGGGCUCAGAUGCUUGCCCGCUACGCGUCGCUGGACCGAGACGGUACUUACCAUAAGAGCGAGAACAAGAAGCAUGCUUAUACCUCCAUGGUCAUUAUCCGGAGUUUGAUGUCGCAAGAAAUCGGCCUAGACGUUGCCAAGGCGAUUGUAAUCGCUCUUAAGUAUACAAACUUCCGGAGACAAUUCAAUGUGAAGGAUGGCAAUGAGACUCGCGUGAUCGAAUAUGCCAGUGUCCAGAAUAGACUCUACCCGGCUUUAUGUCGCGCCAUCGCUAUGGUUCUCGUUGGCCGAGAGAUCAAAGAGCAAGUUGAGGAUCUUCGAGUCGAUAAGUUGGAAAACCUCCAUCUGCAGACCGUCGGACUUAAGAUCUGGGCCACCGAACAUGGGGUGAGAGACAUUGAGGUUGCUCGCCUGAGCUGCGGCGGACAUGGUGGUGUAGGAAAUAUGGCGGCCGCCGGUCUGGGCUCGAUGUAUGCCCAGCUUUCUCCAGCACGGACGUACGAAGGAGACAACUACGUGUUGUCGCAGCAGAUUGGAAAUGCGGUGAUCAAGCAUUGGAAAAGAAAUACCGAAAUGACAAUCCCAGCUCUGUCAUAUCUUACUCUACUGCGAGACUCUCAGCGAAUGUCGCAAAGGUUGGGCGUAGGGACCGCGGAUUCAUUUCUUGCACCCGAGACACAGGAACAAAUCCUGGAAUACCGUGCUGCCAUUCUAGCGAGAAGGCAUAUCUCAGACACCGAACAAGGCAAAGACACCAGCUAUGACGUGUUCCAACUCGCGAUGGCCCAUGCAGACUUGACAUAUUGGCGUAGUCUGCAGAAUAAACUGUGCGAAGCUCCAAGGGAACAUGAGACAGCGAUCAAGACACUUGUAGAUGUGUUCGCCCUUACGUCAAUUCUGGAGAGCCUAGGGGCAUUUGCAGGGACGAAUUAUCUCGCACAGGAGGACAUCUCUAGCCUGAGAGAUACGCAUCAUUCCCGCAUCGCUUCGUUAUCCAAUCAUGUCCAGUCAAUUGUUGAUGCUUUAGGGUUCACGGAAACUGAGCUCAACAGUGCCUUUGCUCGCGAAAGCCAGACCCCAUAUGAGGCUCUUCUGGAGACCGCACGGCAGAGCGAGAUGACCGACAAUCGCUUCAUUCGACCAACUAUCUUGCAAGCGAGGAAUCUAUGGAAGAAAUAUCAGGGUUCGGUAUCCAAGUUAUAG